Molecule: messenger RNA, 471 nt
Organism: Letharia columbiana
Lineage: Eukaryota; Fungi; Ascomycota; Lecanoromycetes; Lecanorales; Parmeliaceae
Exons: 4
Coding region: 1-471 (156 amino acids)
Biological process (GO): mRNA splicing, via spliceosome
Cellular component (GO): cytoplasm; nucleoplasm; ASAP complex
Molecular function (GO): RNA binding
Source: RefSeq, a predicted model, not a curated record
AUGCCUUCCGUGUCUCCUGAAAGAGGCAGAACGCGAUCACGUCACCAAACUUCUGCGCUCGCCAAAUCCCAAACUCCUUCCAGAACGAGGUCUGCACCUCGCCGCACCAUCUCGCCUCGCUCUAGAUCAAGGUUAAGAACGCCAAGCCGAACAUCAUCAGCUCAAGGCGAUAGACGGAAUGGAGUUAGAAAUGGGAAGGAACGCAGCAGAAGUCCAACAAGGAGUGCGUCGAGGAGUAGGAGCGAAGGCCGAGCUGGACGACGAUAUAGAGACCCCAGUUACACGCGAUCUCCAAGCCAUGGCUCCCUACUACCCAAAAGCUCAAAGAUUGUGGUGGAGAAGCUUACGAAAAACGUCAAUGAAGGCCAUCUACGAGAGAUAUUUGGUGCAUAUGGCUCUAUCCGCGAGCUUGACCUACCCAUGAACAGGCAGUUCAUGGCCAAUCGUGGCACCGCUUACAUUCCCAGCUAG